AUGUUCUCAGCAUUUAAACGUCGCACUGCUUUAGCGUCAACAUCGGACUUAAGUAUGAAGGGUGCGGUAUUACGUGACUCACCAUCCACUAUCACAUCAUCAAAAACAGAUGAAAAUUGUUUAUAUAUCACACCAACAAUAUCAACGGGUGAAAAAAAUAAUAACAAUUUAAAACAAAUACGUGGUCGAACAUUCUCCGGUCAUUCAUUAGCAUCUUCAUCGUCUUCAACAUUAACAACAAGUCCUUUAUUAAAUAUAACACGUCAGCAAGAAAAAGAAGAAUUACAAACGUUAAAUGAUCGUUUAGCCAUCAUUAUCGAUACUGUUCGACGUCUUGAACAAGAAAAUUCAAAAUUAAAAGAAAUUCAUCAAACAAUUCAUCUUGAACAUACCGUUAAAGUAUCAAAUAUAAAAUCAUUAUAUGAUCGUGAAUUAGAAUCGUCAAAAAAAUUAAUUGAUGAUAUAGCAAACGAAAAAGCGUUACAAGAUAUUGAAAAUGGUAAAUUAAAGAAAACUGUUUAUGAGUUAACUGAACAGUUACAACAUAAAUUAGAAGGUUUAAAUCGAUCGGAAGUCAAAAUGAAAAAGCUUGAACAAGAAAAUUAUGAAUUAAAAUAUCAGAAUGAAGCAUUAAAAAUAGCACAUGAUGAAACACAACCUCUACAUCUUCAAAUAGGUGAAUUAGAUCAAAAAUAUAAAUUAUUAGAAAAAUUAUUAGAAGAUGAAACACUGAAACGUGUUAAUGCUGAAAAUAAAUGUAAAACAUUAGAUGAAACAAUUCAAUUUAAAGAAUCAAUGUAUAAUACAGAAUUAAAUCAAGUUCGACAACAACAACGUACAAAAUAUGAUCGUAUUGAUGAUAGUUUAAAACAAGAAUAUGAUACACGUUUUUUUGAAGAACUCAAGAGUUUAAGAGAUGAAACAGAUCAACGUAUACAAGAAAUGCGUAUAGAUGUUGAACAAACGUAUCACCAAAAACUAUUUGAUUUUGAUGCAACUCAAAAACGUUUACAAGAACAAAUACAACAAUAUCGUCAAGAUUUAGUUGAUUCACGAAUGCGAUCAGAUGAAUUAAUUAAAGGUCGUAAUGAUGCACAAGAAAAAUUACAACAAUUAGAAGAACGUUCUCGUAAUAAUGAUCAACGAUUUCAACAACAACAGGAACGAUACGAGACGAUUUUGGCUGAACGUGAUCAAGAAAUUGAAAAAUUAAAUCAACAAGUACAAAAUACAUUAGAUGCAUAUCAAUCAUUGUUAGAUUUAAAAAUCGGUCUUGAUCGUGAAAUUGGUACUUAUCGAAAAUUAUUAGAAGUCGAAGAAGAACGUUUAAAUAUUUCAUCACUAAUGAGACAAAAUGAUUCAUCAAUUGCCGUAAUAGCCAAUGAUAAUUAUCGUAGUGAAAAUGAUGGCGAUCACGGGUCGUUAUUCUUCACAUCGAAAAUUAAUCCGGUGAUGGCUAGUGUAAGUGAAACAGCAAUAAUGAUGAAUGAUGGUCAUAUACCACGAAAACGAAAACGUCUUGCAAAUAUCAAUGACAAUCAUUAUGGAGGAGAAUUAUAA
Didymodactylos carnosus is the source of this 1560-nucleotide messenger RNA. Lineage: Eukaryota; Metazoa; Rotifera; Eurotatoria; Philodinida; Philodinidae. The record is from the annotation of a GenBank genome assembly.